GGCUGCCCGAGUGGGGCCCGGCGGGCGUGAGCGCGGGGGAGCGCGCUGCCUGCAUGCGCGGAGCUCUAGCCCCGGGCGGCCGCCGCGGCAGCGCCGGAUCGGAGGCAGCCGGACGUGGAGAGGAGCGCGGAGCCCGGAGGCGCCCCGGGUCCGCGCUGGACCAUUGUGACUGUGUAGCGCCCGGGUGCGCUGCGAAGACGAGGACCGGACUCUUUUGAAUCUCCCGGCAUCUGGGCGCGGGGCGACUCUCGGUAUUUUCUAACUCAACUCGUGGAUUGGAACGUGGCUCCGCUCUGAGCGCGGCCGGCGACUUGUAGGAGCCCAGCCCUGGCUGCGGCCGCCGCGCACGCCCUCGGAAGACUCGGCGGGGUAGGGGCACGGGCUGGCCGCGAGAGUCUCCGCGUGCAGAGCGGGCGGGCCGAGGGCUGAUUGGAGGGACUCCCCGGAGAAGCGAUUUGGGAUUUGUUGCGAACAGCAUGGAGGAGAAUGACCCCAAGCCCAGCGAAGCGGCGGCGGCGGCGGCGGCGGCGGCGGUGGAGGGGCAGCGGCAGCCGGAAUCCAGCCCCAGCGGCGGCUCGGGCGGCGGCGGCAGCAGCCCGGGCGACGCGGACACUGGCCGCCGGCGGGCUCUGAUGCUGCCCGCGGUCCUGCAGGCGCCGGGCAACCACCAGCAUCCACACCGCAUUACCAACUUCUUCAUCGACAAUAUCCUGCGGCCCGAGUUCGGCCGGAGAAAGGACGCAGGGACGUGCUGCGCCGGCUCCGGAAGAGGCAGAGGCGGCGGCGAAGGCGGCGCGGGCGGCGCGGAGGGAGGCGGCGGCGCGGCCGGCGCCGAGCAGCUCCUGGGGUCGGGCCGGGAGCCCCGGCAGAACGCGCCGGGUGCGCCGGGUGCGGGCGGGCCGCUGCCCGGCGGUGGCGGCGGCGACUCUCCGGGUGACGGCGAAGGCGGUUCCAAGGCGCUCUCGCUGCACAGCGGCGCCAAGAAAGGCGGAGACGCCGGGGGCCCCCUGGACGGGGCGCUCAAGGCCCGCGGCUUGGGCGGCGGCGACCUGUCUGUGAGCUCAGACUCGGACAGUUCGCAGGCCAGCGCCAACCUGGGUGCGCAGCCCAUGCUCUGGCCGGCUUGGGUCUACUGCACGCGCUACUCGGACCGACCUUCUUCAGGUCCCAGGUCUCGCAAACCAAAGAAGAAGAACCCCAACAAAGAGGACAAGCGGCCCCGCACGGCCUUCACGGCGGAGCAGCUGCAGAGGCUCAAGGCCGAGUUCCAGACCAACAGGUACCUGACGGAGCAGCGGCGCCAGAGCCUGGCCCAGGAGCUCAGCCUCAAUGAGUCACAGAUCAAGAUUUGGUUCCAGAACAAGCGCGCCAAGAUCAAGAAGGCCACGGGCAACAAGAACACGCUGGCCGUGCACCUCAUGGCGCAGGGCCUGUACAACCACUCCACCACCGCCAAGGAGGGCAAGUCGGACAGUGAGUAGGGGGCGGGCGUCAAGCCCAGUCUCAG
Molecule: messenger RNA, 1507 nt
Organism: Balaenoptera musculus (blue whale)
Lineage: Eukaryota; Metazoa; Chordata; Mammalia; Artiodactyla; Balaenopteridae
Gene: EN2
Product: engrailed homeobox 2
Exons: 2
Coding region: 477-1481 (334 amino acids)
Biological process (GO): regulation of transcription by RNA polymerase II; neuron differentiation; multicellular organism development
Cellular component (GO): nucleus
Molecular function (GO): RNA polymerase II cis-regulatory region sequence-specific DNA binding; DNA-binding transcription factor activity, RNA polymerase II-specific
Source: RefSeq, a predicted model, not a curated record